GCGACGCAGGCGGAAAGGCGGUGUUGGGUACCCUAGAGACCAGGCAGUUGGAAGUCACUUCCUCCCGGGGACGCUGUUGCCUAGCAACUCCCUUCCGCCUCCAUCUUUUGCCCCGCCUCCAGUUUAUUCCAAUACCUGGUUUCCGAGACCGCGAGGCCCGGGCGGUGGGUGACACUUGUGCUAGAGCAUAGCCGCUGGGUUCUCAGCCACCAUCAGAAGUUGAAUGAAUUCUUUCAAUUAUUUAUUGAUUGUUGUAUAAAAGUAGAGGAAAAGGAUCCACCAUGUCGGAUGAAAUCUUCAGCACAACUUUGGCAUAUACCAAGAGUCCAAAAGCUACCAAGAGAACUUCUUUUCAGGAUGAGCUGAUCAGAGCGAUUACAGCCCGGUCAGCCAGGCAGAGAAGCUCCGAAUACUCCGAUGACUUUGACAGUGAUGAGCUUGUUUCUUUAGGUGAAUUUUCAGAUACCUCAACAGAUGAAAGUCUAGUUAGAAAAAAGAUGAAUGAUUUUCAUAUAUCUGACGAUGAGGAAAAAAAUUCUCCAAGACUGUCUUUUUUGAAAACGAAGAAAGUAAACAGGGAAAUAUCCAAAGAUGGUGUAGACUCCGUCAUUCUGGACAGUGAAGGCACAUCACCAGAUGCCCAAGAAGACAUGACUGAAAACUCCUUCCCCAAAUCUCAAAGUGAUGAUCGAGAAGUUGGCAGAGAGAUCUUUACAGCAAAGCCUGCACCCAGGCUGCCCCCCAUCAAAGGAAGUGCACUUUCAGGGGAAAACAGUCUCAAUGCAGAUGGCCACUUUAAGCCUUCUCCCCGGCCAAGGAGCAUGGUGAAAAAGAGCAGCCACAUCAAGGAAGGAAUCAGACCAGGAGUUGAUAAAGAACAUUCCUCAAGUGAAGACUCUGCUCCCACACCUUCCCUUCCAAGGCAGAAUGGCCCAGAGUUGCAAACUGAGGAAAAAGUAUACUCAGAAAACCUGGAUCUUGAGGACUCGCUCUUACAAAGUCUGACCUCAUCUUCCCUCAAAGAAAGCCCUGGAGAUGGCGCGUCACCAGGACCUCAGGAAAAGGCACCCAUGAAAGACCUCGAUGGAGAACCUACUGAAAUCUGGGAUUCCUUGAUAUCAAAUGGAAAUGAAGGAAGUUCAGUUUUGGUGAACUGUGUUACUCCUGAACUUGAGCAGCCCAAGGAAGGUCAGGUGGCAGCUGACGAUCUUGAGGAAGAAAGAGAGAAGGGUGGAUUUACAGAAGAUGACCUCACCACUGACCCACUGCUCUCCACAUCCCCGAGUGUCAUAACACCCACUGAGCCAGCAGAGCCGGCCAAGAAAACAAAUGAAGACAGAAACACGAAGAAUAAAAAGACAACGAAUAACAGAGUGUCCAGUGCCUCGGGCAGGCUGAUGACCUCUGAGUUUUUAAAGAGAUCCAGUGCCACAAAAAGAAGUCCAUCUGCAGCUACCUCCUCUCACUAUUUAGGGAAUUUGAAAGUCUUGGACCAGAAGCCAACACGGAAGCAGAGCCUAGAGCCAGACAAGGCUGAUCGCAUAAGGGCAGCUGUUUAUCAGGAGUGGUUAGAAAAGAAAAAUGUGUAUUUACAUGAAAUGCACAGAAUAAAAAGAAUUGAAAGUGAAAACUUAAGGAUCCAAAAUGAACAGAAAAAAGCUGCUAAGAGAGAGGAAGCAUUGGCAUCAUUUGAGGCCUGGAAGGCCAUGAAAGAAAAGGAAGCAAAGAAAAUAGCUGCAAAAAAGAAGCUGGAGGAAAAAAACAAGAAGAAAACAGAAGAAGAAAACGCCGUGCGGAAAGGCGAGGCCCUGCAAGCAUUUGAGAAAUGGAAAGAGAAAAAGCUAGAAUACCUCAAAGAGAAGACCAGGAGGGAGAAAGAGUAUGAAAGAGUGAAGAAACAGAAAGAAGAAGAAGCGGUUGCUGAGAAAAAGAAAGACAGUUUAACUGCUUUUGAAAAAUGGACUGAGAAAAAGGAAGCUCUCCUCAAGCAAAAGGAAAAGGAGAAAAUAAACGAGAGAAGAAAGGAAGAGCUGAAGAGAGCAGAGAAGAAAGACAAAGACAAGCAAGCCAUCAGUGAAUACGAAAAGUGGCUGGAAAAGAAAGAAAGGCAAGAAAGAAUUGAACGGAAACAAAAGAAGCGCCACUCCUUCCUUGAAAGUGAGACACACCCACCAUGGAGCCCACCAAGCAGAACUGCGUCCUCAAAAGUAUUUUGACGUUUCUGGUUCUUGAUUUUUUUUUUUUUUUAGUCCACCAACUUUGCCCAUGGAUUUAAAAUCAGUCAUCUCAUUAUUUGUGGUUAGAAGACUCUAUCUCACUUCCCUGCAGGAGCUUCUGUGGAGCAUGAAAGAGAUACUUUGCAGUUUAAUCAGUGGAAACAUUUUCUGAAGUGUCCUCAUCAGAUUGCUGGGACAAUCCAGAUGCAUGUAGCUUUAUCAUGUCCUGAACAGUCUGGAGUGGGGUGAUGCGUGGUCACUGUCACUGAGUUCUGAGUCUUUUUGAAGCAUGUUUGAUCCCACUAAUGAAAGAAUGCCGGCUAGAUGCCAUAGUCGUAGAGAUGAUUCAGUCUGUGGAAGCGUGUGCUUCUAGAGUGUAGCUUGGGUGUUGAAGAUCCCUGGAGACUUUGGACAUGUUAUUCCUUCUAACUCCAGCUCUUCAGGUCAGAGAAGUGUCUUUGUUGUGCAGGUUAGAGACUCGCUCAGUUGAGGCCACAGAACUCUAGUCAGUCACUUUAUUUAAGAACUUUGCCUAAGGGUUUAAUCUUGGUGCGUGUUGCCUACAUGAGGCUUACCUGACAAUCACAGCCACUUCUAUAGAACGGGCUCGCUUCUGGAAUGUUCUUUCUAAAGCCCAUCUCAAUCACUUUAUUAUUUGAUUGACACAAAAAGCAUCGGUUUGAUAGUAGUGGUUUCUUAUCGAGUAAUUAUGAAAACUUCAGAGUGACUAUUAAAGUUUUUCUAGACUAAAAUGAUAAAGGUAAUGAAGGUAACUCCCAUUUUCUUAACUAAUUAAGAAUGGUUCAACAUGCAGAUAGAAGUGGUUGAAUAAGAAAGUAAAAUUUAAAAAUAUUCAAGACUGUUUAUUUAUUAUUUAUUUAUUUAUUUAUUUGGCCUUUGCUUCUCGCUGUAUCAACUGGCCCUGUACCCCGCCCAUCUCUUAAAGCAGACAAAUAGUUGGCCUGCUGCUAUAGGCAAUCCUGCAGCACAGAGACAAUCAAUGGAAACCAUAGUUACUACGGUUCUCUUAGCUCUGAUGUCAUCAUCUCUGCUGGACCUUUAUAGAUGGAAUUUAUCAACUUUGUUGCAACUGUGCAGGGUAGGUAUUAUUAGCUUUAUUGUGCAGAUAAAAAGCCUAAGACUUAGAAAGUCCAAACUAACUUGCCAUACAGCUAACACGUGAGUAGUGGGGACCAGAACCCAACAUCACCCUUGAAGCCCAUGUGAAUUCAGAGACUGUGACCCUUACUUCUUUGUUCGUCAACCUUGCAGAUGCUUGUCACUCCCAAGGGCGUAAAAUCAGGCAGUGCUGGUGAGGCAUGCCCCUUCCCUAGUGUUUCCUUACAUCUAUAAAAUGAAACGAGGAGUCAUGGGAUUUAAGAUAUUCAGCAAACAUCUGAUAAAUAUCAACAAAGCCAGCAGCUUAUGUAAGACUCACUAAGCAGCAUUGAAUCAUGGGAUGCACACAGCACAAAACAGGAUGUCAUGAGCUGCUUCACAGCAUCACGGAGCAGGUGGAAUCACAUAUGGGACAUCUACAGAAGUGGUCACUGAAAGAUGAUCAGCAGUGUGCCGUCUGUCUGGGAUCACAUCGGUGUGGUUUCCUACAAUUGCACACAAUCAAGCCUGCCAGAAUACAGUGAUAAGGGCGUCUUGUGUCAAAGUAAAUCGGAAGUGAUAAAAAAAAUGUUUGCACACUGUAAGGAACUCAAAGGAAAAUCAGACAGAGGUGUAGCUGGAUCAGAAACCUGAGGUGUGCAUGUUGUGAUUUCACACCAGGUGUGUACUUCUACUCCCGGACAACUUUCUACAGUGUUGUGUUUGUUUCUGCUGUUAGCUCCUAACUAAAUCAUGUUGAAUGGCCAAUUUAAGUUAACUAAAGUAUUUGGGACCUAAGGACUCCAUAAAUAUUCAUCAUUAUCAUUUAUUUACUCCAUCUUCCUACCACAGAUGUGAGAUCAGUGUGGGAUGAGCAAAACAGUAGUCAUCUGGCAUACAUUUUUAGCAUACAGAAGAGUGCAGUCUUCUGGUCCAUCUUUGAUGUACCAGUCUCAGUCAAGCACUGCCUGGACAGGACCCUCUGAGAAGACAACUCAAUACAACUCUUGAGAUCCGCCUCCAAAGAAAAUGAAGUGACAAAUGAAGAUGGGCCCAGUGCCCCCAAAUGCCACUUCCUCAAAUGUGAUUUCAGAUGGGUAUAUUUAUAGAGCAAGUAAUAGCUUUUUCCCAACCUUCUGGUAUUCAACCUGUGUGGGAUUUAUAGUUAAAUAAGAUUACCCUUUCUACUGCAGUAAAAAUAAAGCCGAGCUUUUUGUACAGUGGGUGAACAUCCAGUUCUGUAAUGUGGCAGUCUGAAUUACAGAGGGAAGAGGCAAACCUGGGAAGAAUAUCCUAAUAUGUUUGCCUAUUUAAGAAAUAAGACAUUUUCUGCAUUUUCUUUAAAAGUACCAAAUGUCAGUAUAGAUUAAGUUAUAAUAAUAAAAAACAAAACUCUGAUAUGAAAGUUAGUUACAUAAUAGCAAAAAGAUACCACACACAUCACAAGGAAUAAAACGGUUCUUUAGAAGAGUUAAAGUUUCCUUAAGGAAAUCUGCCAGGAACAGGUUGGAGUAACAGUAUUCCAGUAGCCUGUGUGUCACACUCGAAGGUGCUGGUUCACUAGUUUUAGAUUGUCAAGAUAGCUGCUGGUUUUACUGGUUUUGCUGAUGUUUAUACAGACAAAGCACUACCUUGUAGGAGCUUGAUAGCCACAGUUGGAUGUUCCUUGGAGUCAUGUAGCUUGUACUCAAUCUAGACUAGACUCCAUUUCUAUGUUGAAUUAUCUGAUGCCCAACACUUUUGAGUUUGCCAACCUCAAAUGCCUAGGGCUAUCGUCCAGGCUGACCGCAGGCCCUUUGCCCCUCUUCCUAUAGCUGUGGUCUGCUACAAUACUCACACCAACUUCGUUUAACUGUGGUUAUUGCUCCUGUAGCUGGUUGUUACUGUCUCCCAUUUCCCCUUUCUCCCCAGCCUUCCAGGAGAAAUAGCUGUGUGGCUUCUCACACUGCUAUGAGAAGAUAGUGGCACUUACUUAAAAUCCUAUGUCAUGGCCUCAAAAAGCAACAGAGACAGGAUGUUUCACAGAUCAGGGGAAAGUGCAUGCUAGUCAAGAUUAUUCUCAAAAAUAAGAUAGUACAGGAACCACAAUUGCCUAAUUUAACUUGACUCUUAGUUCAAUUGUACUAUCCUGAAAGGCGUUUAAAAACCCAUAUGUGUCCAUUCUAUACAAAGCAAAUAUGUUACUGAUUUUCCUCAUUCCUAGUUACACUGACCAAUAGAAUAGUGAAGUGCUCUGUGGGUGCAGAACGGGAGGCUUUUCCAAGCCCUUUAACUUAAACGUGUCAUGUGAUACUGCUCUUUUGGAAUGCUGUGCUACACGUAGUGGUAAUUGUAUAAGGUUAAUCAGAGUAUGUGAAAUUCUUGGUGCUGAAUUUAGGAUGUUUUUGGGAUUAUUGGGGAAAUACAUUUAAUGCCUGCUCCUUAGUAAUACAUAUUUGUUUUAUACUUAAUUUAUUCAAGUUAGCCAUUUCCAUUUAGUUUAUUGAGUGUUAUAAUUUAUUAGCUAUGUACCAGGUGUUAAUAAGUGGAUGUAUGUUUAUUUCUGAGCUAAGAUAAAAUAUGUCAUGUUGAUAUAUCUUUCACUGGAAAUGAAUGGUGGACAGGAAGUAAUUUUCAACUUAAGGUUUGGAUAUGAAACUGAUUUUACUGUAUGGAUUGCAGCGUAAUAGCUACUUAUUGGUAAUAUUAUUAAGUGAUUGGAAAAGGCAGAUGAGUGAGGUCACCAUGUUUCCAUCUCCAUGAUGACUGCAGUUAAUGCGGUAUUUCCAUUCACCUGUCUGUUUUCUAGUGAGUUCUCUAGUGUUGCUGGGCAUAAGGGGAUGAAGGAAGGAGCUCCUAUUCUAUUCUGCUAGUUCCCUGUCUCUCGCCUCUCCCUGUCUGUGUAAUCUACGUGUAUAUACAUAUAUGUAUGUAUUUAUAAUGGGUACCUGAUCAUUGAAAUAAAAUAAGA
This is a messenger RNA of Apodemus sylvaticus (European woodmouse), 6264 nucleotides long. RefSeq names its product microtubule associated protein 9 (gene Map9). Gene Ontology annotation, molecular function: microtubule binding. The coding region runs from base 282 to 2216 and encodes 644 amino acids. Gene Ontology annotation, cellular component: astral microtubule. Gene Ontology annotation, biological process: regulation of mitotic cytokinesis; mitotic spindle assembly; mitotic cytokinesis. Lineage: Eukaryota; Metazoa; Chordata; Mammalia; Rodentia; Muridae. The transcript has 14 exons. The record is from RefSeq and is a predicted model, not a curated record.